UGAUCAGAAUAAUGCAUAGAAUAUUAUUUUAGGAUAUGGAAAUGCUACAAUCUUACAACCCUUGGGGUAAACCAGGAGCUGGAGCUAAACCGGAUGAUCCCAAAAGAAAAGUUUAUCCGGAAGGAAGAAUACCAGGAGAAGAUGAAGAUGAUACAAUGGAAGGGUUCAUAAAAAAGUUUGGUCGCCCUGGUAAUGGAGCUCCAAAUAGAACAGACUCCGGUACAAUACGCACGCAAAUAACUGGUGACCCUGCAAUCAGAUUUCAAGAUACUCAGCAUGUACGACUAAGUAUUGAAAACCAUCUGAGGUAUAAGAAAGAAGACAAAGAAAAUUAUAGAGGGAACUUGGACGAGUUGAUUCAACAAAAGUUACAAAUCAAGGAAAAGGAAAAGGAAUGGGAAGACAAAAAAUUUGAAGAAAUGAAAGAGCUGUAUCCGUUUGGGAAAGAAACUGACAAUGGUGGGUCUUAUCUAUGUCAUUCAGAUCCAAUGUUUAUGUCAACAAGGCCUAGAAGAAAUGUGGCGAACAGUGAUGAUUUUGAUCCAUGGGGUAAAGGAUUUGGUAAUCCUGCAUGGGACAAACAGGGUAACGUUCAGAGGCAUAAAUUUGUCCCUUCUGCUGAAGAAGGAAUUCCAGAUCACGAUGUUGGUUUGGAAAUGCCAUGGGGGAUGAGAAAAAAUCGAGGUGGGGAUGGUGCACCACAUAUGACAGAGAGCGGACGCCCGAAAGCACGUUUACGCAAUACUCUCAAGAAUAUAAAGUCAUUAGGACCCCAUAUAGAUGACACUCCAGAUGCUUAUAAUCCAUGGGGAAAGCCUGGAGCAGGAGCACCAUUUGUGCGGGAAGACGAAAAGCCUUUCGAAGAAAAAUUAGGAUGGUCAAUGACUGGACACCCGAAAAAACGAAGUAAAGAAGCAAAACAAGAAUAUAAAGAAUUUUUAGAACAAGGAAUGGAGGAGAAGAAACGGAAAGAUCAACAAGAACGAUUAGAAAUUCAAGAACCGAUUGUUCGAAUUCGACAACCUCAGGGGAUGAACAAAGGAACAUCGGGUAUUGAACUAGCUAGCAUAAUUCGUCGAGGCGUUGGAGGCCGCCCUAACAAAGACCCAAUAACCGGUGAACUCCUACGUAGUCCAAGAAAAUUAACAGAUGUUACUCAAGAGCGUCUCGAUAUAAGAAGAGCAAAAUCUCAAGAAAGUCUUUUAUACUUCAACGAACUUUCCCAACAAGCUGCCCAAAGACAACAAAUGAGGCAACAACAGAAACAAAUGGAGAGAGCACAAUCUGAAAAACAUGUUAGUACAUGGGAUUCGUUUUGGGGAAGACCUGGUCAUGGAGCUCCAAGAAAUCCCGAAAAUCACAAAAAAGAAAAUAUCGACAACCUAUUGAACAAAGCGAAAGAGACGCAACCUUAUGUGAAGCAUUAUAUAACAGAAAUUGUUCCCAGCAAACAUAAAAAUAGAUAUGAAUAUCCAACGAAAGAUGCUAUUGUUGUUAAGAGAGAAUAUGAAUUUAGGACGCCUUUUCCAGCUGCAGAAGCUUAACUUUGACUUUGUAUUUUAUGAAAUGUUUGUUAUUCUUAACAAUUUUUAUACACAUCACUUAUAUUUAACUUUUCCUAUUAUGCACUCAAACAAUGUGUGCUUCAAGACUUUUAUAACGCUAUUAAGAAGUUUGAAUAAAUAAAUUGAUACAAAUAAA
Messenger RNA from Parasteatoda tepidariorum (common house spider), 1701 nucleotides. NCBI's taxonomy places the organism in Eukaryota, Metazoa, Arthropoda, Arachnida, Araneae, Theridiidae. The record is from RefSeq and is a predicted model, not a curated record.